AUGUACCAGGACUGGUUACGCGGGGACCUGGUGGAGCCGGUGACAAAAGAGGAGAUUUUCAGGCAUGUGAAGGACAUUCAGGACCCUGAGUAUCCAUUGACUUUGGAGCAGUUGUCGGUGGUGGAUCGAGACUGUGUCGAAUACGACGAGCCACGCCGAUUCUGCACAGUAACCUUCACACCCACGGUGCCUCACUGCAACCAGGCGACCGUGAUAGGUUUAAGUCUACGGAGUGAGUUGAGUCGUGUAUUGCCACGCGAUAUUGCCACCGCAGUAGCAAUAAAGCAAGGGUCGCACAAUUCGGAGAAAAGCAUAAACAAGCAAUUGGCCGAUAAGGAACGCGUCGCGGCUGCCAUGGAGAACGCCGCCGUCACUACGCUUCUCAACCGCUGCGUAAAAGACUCCACCAAACUCCCCUUCUGUGACAACGCCUCGGGCCCCCCGACGGACGGUGAAGAACCUAUAGACCUCGACUUUUAUGCACGCGCCGUCAUGUUCUAA
Molecule: messenger RNA, 501 nt
Organism: Gregarina niphandrodes
Lineage: Eukaryota; Apicomplexa; Conoidasida; Eugregarinorida; Gregarinidae
Product: putative FAM96B
Exons: 1
Coding region: 1-501 (166 amino acids)
Biological process (GO): iron-sulfur cluster assembly
Source: RefSeq, a predicted model, not a curated record